Molecule: messenger RNA, 540 nt
Organism: Cavenderia fasciculata
Lineage: Eukaryota; Evosea; Eumycetozoa; Acytosteliales; Cavenderiaceae
Gene: sec11
Product: microsomal signal peptidase subunit
Exons: 3
Coding region: 1-540 (179 amino acids)
Cellular component (GO): membrane; signal peptidase complex
Molecular function (GO): peptidase activity
Source: RefSeq, a predicted model, not a curated record
AUGGACUAUCUAAAGAAACUUAAUCCAUUCGAUGGUAUUCCUAAAUAUCAAAUUGCACAACAAAUAGUAAACUUUGGAUUGAUCGUUGCAUCAGCAUUGAUGAUAUGGAAGUUCUUGAUGAUUGCAAGUGGUAGUGAAAGUCCAGUCGUCGUAGUACUCAGUGGUAGUAUGAGACCUGCAUUUGAUAGAGGCGAUCUUUUAUACUUGGACAUGAAUGAUGGUCCAUUCAGAGUUGGUGAGAUUGUUGUAUUCAAGAUUGAAGGCAAAGAUAUUCCAAUCGUUCAUCGUGUUUUAGAGGUUCAUGAAGAUGCCAAUGGAUUAUACGAAAUAUUAACAAAGGGAGAUAAUAAUACUAUUCACGAUAAACAAUUAUAUGCAGAGGGACAAAACUGGUUGGGUAGAGAACACAUCAUUGGAAGAGUCAAGGGAUUCCUUCCAUACGUUGGUAUGGUCACCAUUGUCAUGCACGACUAUCCCCAAUUAAAGUAUUUGUUGGUUGGUGUUUUGGCUUUAUUUGUACUUUCUACCAGAGACAACUAA